This is a messenger RNA of Rhinolophus ferrumequinum (greater horseshoe bat), 477 nucleotides long. RefSeq names its product DAZ-associated protein 2-like. Lineage: Eukaryota; Metazoa; Chordata; Mammalia; Chiroptera; Rhinolophidae. The record is from RefSeq and is a predicted model, not a curated record.
AUGAAGAGCAUAGGUCAAUAUCCAACGCAGCCAACCUACCCUGUGCAGCCUCCUGGCAAUCCUGACCCUCAGACUUUGCAUCUCCCUCAGGCCCCCUACACUGAUGCUCCACCUGCCUGCUCAGAGCUCUGUCAUCGGAGCUUUGUGCACCUACCUAGGGGCUGCCACAUCCUUACCAUGUCAGCUGCAUUACCUGGCGCCUCCCUGUAUCUGCCCAUGGCCCAGUCUGUGGCUGUGGGACGCUUAGGUUCCACAGUCCCCAUGGCUUAUUAUCCAGUUGGCCCCAUCUAUCCACCUGGUUCCACAAUGCUGGUGGAAGGAGGGUAUGAUGCAGGUGCUAGAUUUGGAGCUGGGGCGACUGUUGGCAACAUUCUUCCACCACCCCCUGGAUGCCCUCCCAAUGCUGCUCAGCUUGCAGUCAUGCAGGGGGCCAAUGUCCUCGUAACUCAGCGGAAGGGAAACUACUUCAUGCUUUAG